UCAGUGGACUUCUCAUCACAUCAAAUCUCUUCCAAGAUGUCUCCUGCCGCGGUCGCCUCACAAGAUACUGCUACCAGCAGUGUGGUCGAGCAAUCAGUGCCUAACCCAGUUUACCUUUCCACCGAACCAGGCCCGGAAUUCGACUGGAAGAUAUCUCUCCGUGGAAAGGUUAUCGCAAUCACAGGGGCAAACCGGGGCAUCGGCCUGGGACUUGCCACUGUAUGUCUAGCCAACGAUGCUCUUGAAGUCUACUCGUUGGAUCUCUUUGAACCCGGAGAGGAGUUCCAGGCCCUUGCAAAUGCGAACCCCAAAAGACUACACUAUCUUCAGUGCGAUGUGACUUCCGAAGAGACAGUGAUACAAGUCGUGGAUCAGAUUGUUGAGCGAUCGGGCCGGAUCGAUGGCAUGAUAGCCAACGCCGGCAUGACCAAGCACCAGCCCGCCCUCAAUUUCGACAGACCACAGCUCGAACAGCUGUUCAACCUCAACGUAUAUGGAGCGUAUUUUUGUGCGACUGCUGCUGCAAAGAAGAUGAUCGAGCUCGGCAUCAAGGGUUCCAUAGUGUUCACCGCAUCCAUGACUUCGUACAGACCAAACCGUGCCGCUCCUUCAGCACCUUACGGGGGGACGAAAGGUGCGGUGAGGAACAUGGCCCAUACACUGGCGAUGGAAUGGUCACAACACGGCAUUCGCUGCAACUCGGUUUCACCCGGCUUUGUGAGAACAGCAAUGACUUACUAUGUUGAGAGGGCUAGCGAUUGGAAUCUGAAGAUGCAAUAUUAUGGCGGUAUGCCUAGAUUGGCAGAUCCAAAGGAGCUUGGAGGAGCUUAUGUCUAUCUAUUAUCCGACUGUGCCAGUUAUACAACGGGUAUUGAUAUCCCCGUGGCUGGCAUCGUUGGUGCCUGGUGA
Messenger RNA from Periconia digitata, 909 nucleotides. NCBI's taxonomy places the organism in Eukaryota, Fungi, Ascomycota, Dothideomycetes, Pleosporales, Periconiaceae. The record is from the annotation of a GenBank genome assembly.